UCCCUUCCAACUCUGUUAUUAUAUAUUCAAUGGGGCAACUUCCCUUCAGAGGUUGUGGGUGUUCCAUCGCGCGAGGCUUUUAAGAAGAGUCUAGAGUAGACAGCCGCUUGUCUGAAAUGGUGCAAUAGGGUUUCCUUCCUGAGCCGCGGGUUGGACUAGAUGAUCUCCAAGGUCCCUUUCCAACUCUUGUUAUUCUAUAUUCCCAUGGAGCAGACAUUGCCUUCAGAAGUUGUGGGAACUUCAUGAGAAGAGACUGGAGUGCCAUCGGCCAGCAAUGGUGUCGGGUCCCCUGCUCGGGUGCGGGGGGGGCAGGGGUUGGACUGGAUGACCUCUAAGGUGCCUUCUGAUUCGGUUAAUCUGUUUACGGUUCUCUCCCGACCCUGAGCCUCAUGUUCCGGUCUCGGAGAGCCAGCUUGGUGCAACGGCUUUGGAGAUUACGCUGCGCGACGCCCGGCCUGGAGGACAACCACGGGACCCUGAAACCUGCAGCCCAUGCGCUCUUCAAGAAGCUGAAGGACAAGGAACUGGAGCUCUUGCUGCAGGCGGUGGAGAGCCAGGGAGCCGGAGAAUCGGGCUGCGUUUGGGUCGAAGCCCGCGGGGUCAAGCCCAGCCCGUCAGCUUCGCUCCUGCUCUGCCGUCUCUACCGCUGGCCGGACCUCCGCCAGCCGCACGAGCUGAAGCGGUUGUGUUUCUGCAAGAGCGCCGGGGGUGACGCCGCGGCGGUCCAUUGCUGCAACCCGCACCACCUUAGUCGGCUCACUCUCCCUGAGACCCCCCCGCCGCCCUAUUGCAAAAUCUCGCCUUUUUCUGCACCCCUGAAGGGCAGCCACAUUUUAGAAAACUACUGCAAAGGAUGGCAAGACACCACCCUCUCCCGCUGUUCCCUGAGAGAUGGCUACUGGUGCAAACUGGCUUACUGGGAGUAUCGCCUCCGGGUGGGGAGACUCUACCCAGUCCACGAAGAUUACGUCUGCGUUUUCUCCAACCUUCCCAACGGCAACGGGCUUUGCCUGGGCCAGCUAGCAUCCCGAAACCGCAGCCAGGCUGUCCGGCGAACCCAAGCUAAGAUCGGACGCGGUUUGCUACUCAGCCAAGAAGCCAACGGGGUUUGGGCGUACAACCGAAGCGAGCACCCUCUCUUCGUCUGUUCCCCCACUCUGGGGCCUGUGGGGAGCUUCGCCCCUCCUCCGGUUCACAAAAUCCAACCUGGUUACUCCAUCAAGGUCUUCGAUUACGAUCGGGCCAUGCACCUAGCAAGCAGGCGCCCGGGCGCCGGCGAAGGGCCCCACGAUGGGCACACGAUCCGGAUCAGUUUCGGGAAAGGAUGGGGUGCUUCGUACACCCGCCGGUUCAUUACCUCUUGCCCAUGUUGGCUGGAAGUGCUGUUGAACGCCCCAAGAUGAAGCCGUUGGUGGGGUGGUGGUGGUGGAAAACAACCCAACGCAGGAGGUUGUGGAAAUGCACCACGUGGCCCCCCUCCCCCAGCCAACGUAGAUUAUUCGGAGAGACAAGAAACUAAACUUCCUUUGCCAGAGAGGUCUUAAAGCUUUCAGGGGCUCCCCACUCACGAGCCCCCACCUUUCUUCCGAAGUACCUAUUGCUUUUGCCACCUAAACGCAGGUAGUCCUCGAUUUACGACCAGAAGGUCUGUCGCUAAGCAAGGCAGUUGCUCCGUGAGAUGCACCCAUGUUGCUAAGCCAGACAUCUGCUAAGCGAGUUUUACCCUCCCCAUCUUUGCCGCACUUUUGUCCAGGGAAAUCCCUGCGGUUGUUAAAAGUUAGCCGCAUGGUCAUUAAGUGAAUCUUCCCCUUUGACCUGGCUCAUCGGCAGGUCACAAAAGGGGAUCGUGAGACCUUCGGGAUGCUACAGCCGUCGUAAACAUGAGUCAGUGGCCAAGUCAGUCUGAAUUGUGAUCACGUGGGAUCCCACAACACCCGUCAGUGCGAAAAACCUAAAUCCCCCUUUUUUUCAGCGCCGUUGUAACUUUGAACGGUCACUAUAAACGAACGGUCGUAAGUUUGAGGACUGCCCGUAUGCGGUCCUAGCGCAGUAGCUAACUUGAUAUAGAAUCGCCCCGUCUUCUUCCUUCUGGAGCCGAACGUUGAAAACGAGAAGAAAAUGUCAAGUUUUAAGCGGGGAAUGACGAAAGAUGAGAACAAUUGGAAAGACGGCGGGAAAUCGAUCGGUUAUCAGGUGGUCGAAACAUUAAAAUGUUCAAAUUUGUGGAUGGAGAAAUCGUAAGUUGCUUUGUGGUUUGAGAAGUUUCAGAGUUUGGAUAAGAGAUAAAGAUAUCUGUGUUGUGGGAAAUUAAGGAAUAUAAAAGACGUAAUCACGAAAUCUCCAGAACCGUAAAGUCUACAAACUUGAAAUUUGCCAUAUAUGUUCCUCUUGGCUUCUAGGUGCUCACUAAGAAAGGAUUUUUCGAAACGACCAUCGGAGCAUUAGUAUUUUCUAUAUUAUUAUUAACACGCUCUGAUGCUAAGGAGUUCUACUCCCCCUCCCCACCUCAAAAGAAAUCGGUUCCGAAUGCAAAAACACAAGCAGAGGAGAGGAGUUUCACUUUCAGUUUUACUUUCACAGCAGCAAGCGGCUUUACUACAGAACAGUUGAGCUAAGCCACGCCCAGCCUCCUUCCUGUCUUCUUCGUGCUCACACAGCAAAUACUGUUUAAGUUUCCAAACACCCCUCAACUGUCUCACACACUGACAGGAUGCUAGCCAGAUGAAUACCGAUGGAUGCUGCGGGCUGGGACAUUGUGCUCCCAAUCCUCCUCUGUUCCAACUGCCAGUUGCAUUAUAUUAACACACUCCGAUGCUACGGAGCUACACAUUCUACAUUAAGUUUCAGGCUGCAAGUGUCAAUUUAUGAAGCCCGAGCACAUAGUUUCAUAGCAAAGCACGGACGUCCAGCUAGUAAGGAAUAUUUAGGACUGAGUUUUCCUUCUGUAUAUCUUUAAUUAAUUAAAUUGAAUUAAAUUGCUUUAAAAAACAAAA
This is a messenger RNA of Ahaetulla prasina, 2993 nucleotides long. RefSeq names its product mothers against decapentaplegic homolog 6-like. The record is from RefSeq and is a predicted model, not a curated record. NCBI's taxonomy places the organism in Eukaryota, Metazoa, Chordata, Lepidosauria, Squamata, Colubridae. The transcript is spliced from 3 exons. The coding region runs from base 390 to 1403 and encodes 337 amino acids. Gene Ontology annotation, cellular component: heteromeric SMAD protein complex. Gene Ontology annotation, molecular function: transcription regulator inhibitor activity; I-SMAD binding. Gene Ontology annotation, biological process: BMP signaling pathway; transforming growth factor beta receptor signaling pathway; anatomical structure morphogenesis.